UGUCAUACACAGUUGUCUGGAGCUGCAGUCUUAUUGCAACAGGACAAUUUGUAUGUUUCUCAUGCAUCAUGGGAAAGCUUGUCACGGUGGUGAUUAAUACCAGUAAGUAGCACAGUAACAUGAAAAGAUGAGCACUGAACAUGCCCUCAGCUGACUGUACUUGUUGGGUAUUUGCCUUCAAAGUUGUAACCUCUGCAGUCAUCACCUGGCCUGUAUUUCCUGUGGGUGUGUUUGGGGGUACACAUCAUGAUGGACUUGAAGAAGGAACCUCAUAUUUACAAGGACAGAUUUAUCUAGCCCAAAAAUAUAAAUGGAAGUACAUGUUCCAAUUUGAAUAUAUGUUGCAUUUUAAAAUAUAAUAAAACUGACAGCUAAUCUAUUAAACUUCACAGUCUUAGAAUUAAGGCAGUUGCACUUGCACUUGCAGUUGUUACUCCAGAGUAGUUGCUGUCUUGAUAUUCUAAUGUGAUAUUCUAAUGUGUUAGAUGUCUCUUAUAUAGACUUGUGCAAGUCGUUGAAUAUAUUUAAUGUUCAAUGGUCAGCUUAGCAAACUUUUUAUCUAAGGCUAAUUACCAGAAAAAUUUAGACAGGACCUUUGAACAUUGUCUAAUCCAGGCCUGCUCAAAACACACACAGGCAUUUUAGGUUGCUGAGGGCCAUGUCAAGUAGAGUUUUAAAUAUCUUCAAGGAUGCUGAUUCCAAAACUUCUCUGGGCACCUUUUCCAUGGCUUCUAAAUGUUUGGGGUUUUCUUUUUUUUUUUCCUUCCCCCAUUUCUCAUAUCUGGCUGGCUCUUCUCUUGUUUCCACGUAGGUCUGUUGCAUCUUGUGCUAUUGCUGUACAUUUCCAUGAAGGGAAAAUGCCUUGCAUUAUGCAGUUAAGUGAUGGCAACACUUAAAUAGAUGGCAUCCGUUUGUUAGGACAAAAGUGUGAACACUUUGGCUGUGGAGACAUAUCCCAGACAGAUACAGGUCCUCAAUGCAGAGCUAAAAGAUGCUAAUGUUGACCACCUUAAACAUGUUUCGACUCUACUGCAUCUGCUGGAUCACAGAGAUUGUGUGUGUGCUGUCCAUGUCACUGGAGAGGAGCUCUGCACAAGUGGCCUUGAUCCAUGUGCUCGUUCACUGAUGUCCAGCUUGUUCCUUCGCGAUCUGACUCAGCAAAGUGCUCAAGGCUUGCAGCAGUGACUGAAGUCAGAAGGGGCUGACUUUUGAAGAUUCCAGGCAGGAUGAAAGACCGUUUAAGUGAGCUGCGUGAAUUUGCCAGGUUACACAACCAGCAAUUUUCUGAUAGUGAUGAUGAUGAGAAUUCACCCCAGGAUAUUCUCCUUUAUGAGACGGAUUAUGCCUUGGAAAUCCUUCAUAAGGACAUACAGAGCAUCCGGGCAGAAAACGACCACCUAAAAGCGGAUGUCAGCCGCCUCAGAAAGCAAAACACCCGCUUCCUCACCUCCAUGCGCCGCCUUAGCAGCAUCAAACGAGACACUAAUUGUAUUGCCAGAGACAUUAAGAGCCGUGGAGAGAGCAUCCACAGGAAACUGCAGGUAAUGAGAGACUUCUGUGAAGAUGCAAUAACCAAAUAUGGAGCUAUGUCUGUCAUUGCCAGGGUGGCGAAGAACCACUACGUUGACCUCAUGCACACAUUUCAGGACGCUAUGUUUGAUUACAAUGCAGCGGAGAUGAACCAGCGGGAGAACUGCAAGAUCCGAAUUCAGCGGCAGCUGGAGAUCAUGGGCAAGGACGUUUCUGGGCACCAGAUUGAGGAGAUGAUUGAGCAAGGCAAAUGGGAUGUCUUCUCCGAGAAUCUCUUGUCGGAUGUCAAGGGAGCUCGCGCAGCCUUGAAUGAGAUAGAGACGCGGCACAAGGAGCUGGUGAAGCUGGAAGGUCGUAUUAAGGAAGUUCACGAGCUCUUUCUGCAGGUGGCCCUGCUGGUGGAGGAACAGGCAGACACCUUUGAUGUUAUUGAGAUUAAUAUGCAAAAUGUUGAGGACUAUGUAGGAGAUGCUAAAGACCAAGUGAAAAGAGCUUUGGAAUACAGGAGAAAACAUCCCCUCAGAACAAUCCUCUGCUGUUGCAUAUCAUGUUGCAGAAGGUGAUGGUCCCACUGGAGCUAUCACAGACUGACUUGAAUGUCUUCAAAAUUAGGUGUUCUUUCCAGAGACUUUUCUGUAAUGACAAGCCCUAGAAAUAGGGGGGAGAUUUUGCAGUUGGUUUUAUUCAUUGCCUGUUUACUAAAUGUGCUGAAGGCUGUUUGUAUUUAUGAACUCUUAGAAAUGUUGAUAAAACUAUUUUUAAUGUAAUUUUUAUUGAAAGGUCCUGUUACUGUAUCUAGAGAUGCAAUAUCUCUACAGUGAUACUCGUUUCAUAUAGGCAAGAAAGAAGAAUGAAUAACUUAUCCCAGGGAAGAUGAAUACUUUUAAGAAGUAACUUUAUUCUUAUUUGUUGAAGUGAGGCUGCAGGCAGUGAAACCUUAUUGCCUGGGGCAGCACAGUACACCACAGAAUCAGGAGGUUUCAGUUUUAACUAGUUUGGAGCCUGCUUGAUACAAAUUUGACAAAAUACUGAGCCUGGAGCAGGGCACAGAACUAGUUUCUCUUUCAACUUGAUUUUCAGCUGUCUGGGAUCUUAACAGAAGUGGCUGCACCUUAAAUGUUAAUAUGCACAUUUUGCUCUAUUUGUGUGCAAGUGACUGCUUUUUUCCAUUGAGUAUCCAGCUAUCUCAAGGCAGCUAAAAGCACUGCAACACAGGUAUCUCACUUUUAACUUGAACUGCUCUCACCUCUCAGUUUCAAACCUGCCACGCUUUCAUGUUCUGAUGACACUGGCAUUUUUCUAAUUGGGAUUUUUCUGCCAAUUAACACUUCAUCCAGGGGAGAAACAUGAGGUGGCCUUCUGCAGAAACCUGUAUAAGACGACAACAGCUGUGGGGUUGAGGAAACAUUUUAGUGUCUCCUGUACAGGCAUGUACAUAGAAGCCAUUUUAGUGGAAUGACUGGCCUGUCAGUACACUUUUAUUUUUUAUAAGCAUUGACCAAAUAUGGAUUUUUUCUAUAUCUAUUUUAAAUAAGAUGAAGGAUUAAAUUUUUUUAAUAUGCAUUUUUACUUGUGUACAAAAAAUUUUGACUUUUCCCCAAUUGUUGGGAAAUCUCCACCAGGGAAAGCGAACAGAAGUAUUUCUUCAGUACACUUGAAGAAAAAAGAAAACAGUUUCAUGCCAUUUCAGUGCUCUUUUUAACCUUCAAAGGAAACUCUCCUUUUGUGAGAGUCUGCCCUUACACAAGGGCAAAUCAGAAGGUUUGGAGUAUUGCAAGGAAAUAAAAAAUGUGCAGUCCUGGUAAGCACUGAGCAUUGUCAGUGGAACAUAUUCAUAGAGUGUGGUGAUUGAUCACAGCUCCUGCUUCUGGAGAUUUUCCAAAUAUAUUUCUAGGUGACUUCCUGAUACACUGUGAUCUAUUGCUAUCCUUUGAAAUAAUGCAGGACAUUUUUUCAGAUUUUUUUUUAACUAAUGGUCCUAUUUGUACCAAUUUUAAUAAAUAUAUUUAAACAUUUCAAAUAUUUUGUAUUUGGGAGUAUUCCUCAGAUGUGCAUACAUGUACACCUUCCUGCACCAGUUGCAGUGAAACAUCUCCCUUCUUACCUUUUGCACCCUGAUUUUAUGUGUGAAAAAAACCCCCAAACAUUUAUUACUAUUUGUAUUAAUAUAACAAAACAGCAAAAUAAAUCCAGCUUCCAAGCUUUUGUGUCUGACUGGGAAACAAUUUUAGCCAGACAGACUUUUGCACACAAAUAGAAACUAAAGGGAUAACUUUUCUCAGAAUGUGAUUGUCCCUUUUGCUGUAGCACCUGUCUCUAAUAACAUGGAAGAGUGAGGAACACAGAUCUCCUAACCAUAAGAUAUUUUUAUAUUCAGUGGUGUACUGGUGAUAUAUCAGUGUUAUGCUUGUCUGAGGACGUCUCCAGUGAGGUGUUCAAACUUGAAGUGGGAGAAAGAAGGGUGAUAAGCUGGGACCACAGCCAGGGGCUUUGGUGCCACUCAAGAAGACAAAGUUGUUUACUCUGUAGGUUCUGCCAUUAAGUCAGUGGAACUGUGCAUUCCUCCAAGAGUCAGCAUGUGGGGAUAAAUCAAUGAAGAAUUAAAUACUGUAUUUCCUUUCACAUGCACAUUCCUAGCACUUGCCAAUGUUUUUAAUAAAAAUUAUGUACAUUUUUUUUUGUGCUGGUUCCUUUUUUGCAUCUACAAUUGGAAUAAAAGAUUUAAUAAGAAAAA
Molecule: messenger RNA, 4264 nt
Organism: Melospiza melodia melodia
Lineage: Eukaryota; Metazoa; Chordata; Aves; Passeriformes; Passerellidae
Gene: STX11
Product: syntaxin 11
Exons: 3
Coding region: 1227-2093 (288 amino acids)
Biological process (GO): intracellular protein transport; exocytosis; synaptic vesicle fusion to presynaptic active zone membrane
Cellular component (GO): plasma membrane; SNARE complex; endomembrane system
Molecular function (GO): SNARE binding; SNAP receptor activity
Source: RefSeq, a predicted model, not a curated record